AUGCUGCGCAAUAACGCUAUCAGGCCCUGCCAGUCACCCUGGGCCUCCUCCAUCGCAUUAGUUAAAAAGAGUGACGGCAUUAACUCGUCAGACUCUCAGCAAGGAGCGAAGAAGUUCUCGGCAUUGAAUCUGAAAUCCGGCUACUGGCAGGUGGAGGUAGCGGAGAAGGAUAGAGAAAAAACGGCCUUCGUUGUGCCAACUGGCCUUUUGGGCUUUGCAACGUGA
Molecule: messenger RNA, 225 nt
Organism: Hydatigera taeniaeformis
Lineage: Eukaryota; Metazoa; Platyhelminthes; Cestoda; Cyclophyllidea; Taeniidae
Source: the annotation of a GenBank genome assembly